AUGGCAUAAACAGUGAAUGAAGUUUUGAGAAACUUACAUCCGCAAAGGAAUACUUUUACAUUUGAUGAUGGAGUGAUAAUCACAAGUGAUUUUGACUCUGGAAACUUAUGGAAAUGCCUUAAGAAAAGAGUUGAGCCUGUAGAGGUAACAGAGCAACAAUUCAUAGAUGAUUCAAAAUCAGAGGAAUUAAAGCAAUCAGAGGAAAUCAAGUCUGAACCUCCAAAACAAGAGGGAUUUGAUGAGUAUGAAAUCUGGAUAGCCCCAGAUUCAAUCCCUUACUAAGAAGAGAUAAGCUACAGAACAUGGUUCUUUUUCAGCAUCACAGGCUUUCCUAAAGACAUGAAGACAAUUAGAUUUAGAGUAAUGAACAUGAGUAAUCAAGGGAAAUUAAUCUCUUAUGGACUUAAGUCUGUAUUCAUAGAAUUCAGUCAUUAGGAUCAUCUCAAGUUCAUUAGGGAAAAUCAACCUAUGUUCAGAUAACCUUGGAAAAGAAUCAAAGCUAAGGUAGAUCAUGAGAAAGGGGCAGAGGGCAUGAAAAUGUACUUUCAUCAUCAAUUGAAGCCUACACAGGAUACCAAAGAUGUUCUUUACUUUGCCUUUACUUACCCUUAUACAUUUGAAGAUGUUAACAGAUCAAUCGAAGAAGUUAAGGCUGAGUGCUCUAAGAACGACCACUACUUUCAUAAAUAGACAAUAAUUAAAAGUCUUGAAGGCAGAGAUAUUGAUUUAAUCACAAUUACAGCAAAUAACAAAUCUCUUGAAGAACUUGAGCCUGUUAUUGAAAAUGAGCAUAUAAUUAAAUAGAAUCCAGAGCUCCAGGCUAAGAGAUUUGAUAAGCCUUGCAUAAUGGUUACUUCCAGAGUGCAUUGUGGUGAAACUCCAGGAUCCUAUAUGCUUUAAGGUAUGCUAGACUUAUUGAUGGAUUUCACAAAACCUUAUGCAAAAAUACUAUUGGAAACAUUUGUCUUCAAAAUAAUUCCUUGUUUGAAUCCAGAUGGCGUUGCAAGAGGCUAUUGGAGAAAUGACACAUCUGGAGUUAAUCUCAAUAGGCAUUAUACAGAUCCAUCUCCUUUGGAAUAGCCAACUAUUUAUGGUACAGUUUAGGCCAUCAUUCAUGCACAUUCACACUUAAACUUAAAAUACUACACAGAUCUUCAUGGGCACGCAACUAAGAGAGGUUGCUUUGUUUUUGGAAACUCCAUAGCAGACUAAAAGUUGAACAUUGAAUAGAUUUUGCUAGCUAAGUUAAUGUCAAUGAACUCAAUCAACUUUGAUCUCUCUGAGUCUAACUUUUCCGAUGAGUCAAAUAACAAAAAGGAUGGCAAAGGAAUGGGCAGAGAUUCAAGUGGAAGAGCAGCUACUUAUAGACUAACUUAGAUAGUUCAUAGCUUUACAAUGGAGUGCAACUAUGCCACUGGAAUGAGAAAUAAUACUCUAAAGCCAAGAUUAGAUCUCUAAAACAGACAAAUACUUAAAAAAGAGGAGUCAUAUGUGACUGAUAUAGGAUCUUAGUUUUAUAAAGUGAAUGGAUGGAAGAGUCCAGUAUUUGACUCUGAAGUCUUUAAAGAUGUUGGUAGAGCAUAUUUGAUUUCAAUUUUAGAUAUUGAAUAGUUGAAUCCAUUGCCAAGAAUACUUAAGAAUUUUGAUGAGACAUUUGAAACUGCUCUUGACAGGUUGAGGAAAGAUAUUGAUAGAGAUUUGAAAAAGCCUUAGAAUAUAUUUAAAAGCAAGAAAGGUGCUGGUGGAGGUUUCAAGCCUGAAUUUGAGAUAAUAAUUGGAAAUAAGAAAGAUGUAGAUGAGAACUUAGAAAAAUUAUAAGUUGAGGAGGACAAUAACCAUUGA
Messenger RNA from Stylonychia lemnae, 1842 nucleotides. Lineage: Eukaryota; Ciliophora; Spirotrichea; Sporadotrichida; Oxytrichidae. The record is from the annotation of a GenBank genome assembly.